GAACAAAGUCACCAAUACUGAGCUCACUAUAUAAAUGCACUUACGACAGAAAUUUAUUGACACAUUCUCACUUUUUCUCUCUCCUCUGAUUUUCUUCUUCUUCUUCUUUACUGGUAGUGAAUAAUUUUUGGAAAAUGUGGAGAGUUACUCGAUCUGCGGCGGCGAAUCUCCGCCGUACGCGGCGGUUUUCCGUGGCUGCUACGAUUCCUGGUCCUUGUAUGGUGCAUAAGCGUGGUGCUGAUAUUCUUCAUGAUCCUUGGUUUAAUAAGGAUACUGCAUUCCCUUUGACAGAAAGAGAUCGACUAGGGCUUCGUGGUCUCCUGCCACCUCGUAUUAUUUCAUUUGAACAACAGUAUGCCCGUUUCAUGGAUUCAUAUCGAUCACUGGAGAAAAAUACUCAGGGGCAGCCAGAGGCUUCUGUAUCUUUGGCAAAAUGGAGAAUUUUGAACAGACUGCAUGACAGGAAUGAGACGUUAUAUUACAGAGUCCUUAUUGAUAAUAUCAAAGACUUCGCUCCCAUUAUAUAUACUCCAACUGUAGGGCUGGUGUGUCAAAAUUAUUCCGGUUUGUUCAGACGUCCUCGUGGAAUGUAUUUCAGCGCCAAGGACAAGGGAGAGAUGAUGUCCAUGAUCUAUAAUUGGCCUGCUCAACACGUUGAUAUGAUAGUCGUCACAGAUGGCAGCCGAAUUCUCGGUUUAGGAGAUCUUGGAGUUCAGGGAAUUGGCAUACCUAUUGGGAAACUUGAUGUAUAUGUUGCUGCUGCAGGAAUGAACCCACAGAGGGUACUUCCAGUUAUGCACGAUGUGGGUACUAACAACCAAAAGCUUCUGGAAGAUCCUCUCUACUUAGGACUCAGACAACCUAGGCUAGAAGGGGAAGAAUAUCUUUCCAUAGUUGAUGAAUUUGUGGAAGCUGUUCAUACACGUUGGCCCAAGGCUGUUGUGCAGUUUGAGGACUUCCAAAUGAAAUGGGCUUUUGAAACACUGCAAAGAUAUCGCAAAAGGUUGUGCAUGUUCAAUGAUGACAUUCAGGGAACUGCAGGUGUUGCUUUGGCUGGGUUAUUGGGUGCUGUGAGAGCACAAGGCCGUCCAUUGACUGACUUUAUAAAACAGAAAAUAGUUGUGGUUGGAGCUGGGAGUGCAGGGAUUGGUGUCCUUAAUAUGGCAGUGCAGGCAGUUUCCAGGAUGGCUGGGGCAAAUGGGCUCCCAUCUGAUCAUCAAUUUUACCUAAUAGAUAAAGAUGGGCUAGUAACGAAAGAGAGAAAGAAUUUAGACCCAUCUGCUGCACCCUUCGCAAAAUAUCCAGAAGAAACCAAGGGGCUUAUGGAAGGAGCUAAUCUAGCAGAAGUGGUUAGAAAGGUUAAACCAGAUGUGCUUCUUGGUUUGUCUGGAGUUGGUGGCAUCUUCAAUGAAGAGGUGCUGAAGGCCAUGCGAGAAUCAGACUGCCCUAGACCUGCUAUAUUUGCCAUGUCAAACCCUACGAUGAAUGCUGAAUGUACUCCUGCCGAUGCUUUCAAGUAUGCCGGAGAACACAUUGUUUUUGCAGGUGGAAGUCCCUUCCAGAAUGUAGACCUUGGGAAUGGAAAAGUAGGUCAUGUCAAUCAAGCGAAUAACAUGUACCUGUUUCCUGGGAUUGGAUUGGGAGCAUUGCUUUCAGGUGCUCGCUUAAUAACUGACAACAUGCUGCAAGCUGCUGCUGAAUGUCUUGCUAUCUACAUGUCGGACGAGGAAAUAAGCAAGGGUGUUUUGUAUCCAUCAAUUGGGAGUAUACGAGAAAUUACAGCAGAAGUUGGAACUGCUGUACUGCGAGCAGCAAUUGCUGAAGACCUAGCUGAAGGACAUGGUGAAGUGGGGCGGAAAGAACUCAGGUGUAUGUCAGAGGAAGAGACUGCGGAAUAUGUCAGACGGAAUAUGUGGUUUCCCAUCUACAGCCCUCUUGUACACGAGAAGUGAGGCCACGACGAUCAGCCCCUUCAUCUGCUAUAUCAGUUGGACAGUCCGUUCUGGCUGAAAACUGUAAAACUGUCUCAGAAGACAGUAUUGUUGCAAAUUGGAACAGAAAAAAUGUAGAAUCAUAGAAAUGGGGAGUUGUGAAAAUUUUUGCCAUCUUCAUCUGUUUGAACUGAAACUGUUGAAACUAGGAUCCUCCCUUGUAUAGAAUUAUAUCUUCAGGUUGGGUCCAUUUUACUUGAAAUCAUUUGUAUGCAGAUGCAGUGCAUGGUAGCUUCCAACUGAUUCUUGCUUUGCUUUUUAACUGACUAUUAUACAUUAACACUUAAUAUAUUUUCGGUACUUCGGUAGGAUAUAUAUGGUAUUAUGGGGUGUUUAGAGUC
This is a messenger RNA of Chenopodium quinoa (quinoa), 2332 nucleotides long. Its product is annotated as NAD-dependent malic enzyme 59 kDa isoform, mitochondrial-like. The transcript is spliced from 20 exons. Gene Ontology annotation, biological process: pyruvate metabolic process; malate metabolic process. Gene Ontology annotation, cellular component: mitochondrion. The record is from RefSeq and is a predicted model, not a curated record. Bases 135 to 1952 code for a protein of 605 amino acids. Lineage: Eukaryota; Viridiplantae; Streptophyta; Magnoliopsida; Caryophyllales; Amaranthaceae. Gene Ontology annotation, molecular function: malate dehydrogenase (decarboxylating) (NAD+) activity; NAD binding.